AUGGCUCUACGACGCACCGCGAUCUGCGUCACCCUGGGUCUCACUGCUCUUCCAGGCGCCUCUGGCCUGCUGUCCACGCCGGCGGCGUCGGAGGAUCGCUGGCCCUGGAGCCGUAAGGCGGAGGCUGAGACGGUGUCGCACCGCACUAGCGAGCUGAGGAUUCACGUCACCUCCAUUGGUGGCGUGGGCACCACGGGAAUAAUGGAGGAGAUGAAGCAGAUGAGCCCCCCGAUCGUCACCAACGACCCCAUCGACAAUGAUCAGAUCAAGCAUGUGCCGUACAGUAAGCUCGUCGGGAUGGCUGGCUUCAAGCGCGAGAGGCCCCAGAAAGUCGUUUACCUGUACGGCGACCCCACCCGCGCGAUCAUGUCCUUGGACAGGAGAGGCUGGUUCAUGAUCCAGGCCCGAAAGACUCGCACCGACCCGUUCCCGCACCCAUUCCCGAAGAACCUCAAGCAGUAUGUUGACGACGCGCAGGAGGAUUUCUUCCAGUUCGAGAAGCACUUCGACUCGUACUACCAGCAGUGCGAUAUGCCUGUCGCCUUCCUGCGUGCCACGGAGAAGACCGACCACAUCAGGGAGCUGGCCGAGUUUCUGGAGGUGAACUCCACCGAGGCCCGCCGCGUGCUGCAGCCGUGGAAGCCUGCCGCAAGCGCCCUGCAGCUGGAGGAUGCGGUGGUGCCCCUCGAAUUCAACCCGGACGUCCUGCCGAGCAACAACACGUAUUCCGACGUGUCGCCGGAGGUUAAGGCGAAGCUCAGGGGGAAGUUGGCGAGCCUCAUGAAGAAGUACGACUCGCUCCCUGGCUUCAAGGCGAUCAUCCCGGGCAAGGACUGCAACAAGUGA
Messenger RNA from Prorocentrum cordatum, 846 nucleotides. NCBI's taxonomy places the organism in Eukaryota, Dinophyceae, Prorocentrales, Prorocentraceae. The record is from the annotation of a GenBank genome assembly.